Messenger RNA from Eruca vesicaria subsp. sativa (arugula), 1752 nucleotides. The record is from the annotation of a GenBank genome assembly. NCBI's taxonomy places the organism in Eukaryota, Viridiplantae, Streptophyta, Magnoliopsida, Brassicales, Brassicaceae.
AUGGAUCAGAAAGUAAGACAUACUGAAGUUUACACUCAAGAUGGAACCGUUGAUCGUCACGGAAAUCCAGCAAGCCGAGCCAAAACCGGCAAAUGGCUCACUGCUAUUCUCAUUCUUGUGAACCAAGGGCUAGCGACGCUUGCCUUCUUCGGUGUAGGAGUGAACUUGGUCCUGUUUCUGACAAGAGUGAUGGGACAAGACAAUGCAGAAGCUGCCAAUAACGUCAGUAAAUGGACAGGAACUGUUUAUAUCUUCUCUCUGCUUGGUGCUUUCCUCAGUGACUCUUAUUGGGGACGUUACAAGACUUGUGCAAUCUUUCAAGCAAGUUUCGUUGCAGGUUUGGUGAUGUUAUCUUUAUCUACUGGUGCGUUACUACUCGAACCAAGUGGUUGUGGUGUUGAAGAGUCUCCAUGUAAGCCACACUCAACGGUCAAGACGGUUAUUUUCUAUCUAUCGGUGUAUCUGAUCGCGUUAGGGUAUGGUGGUUAUCAGCCUAACAUAGCUACCUUUGGAGCUGAUCAGUUUGAUGCAGAUGACUCUGUUGAAGGACACUCGAAAAUCGCAUUUUUCAGUUACUUCUACUUAGCUCUGAAUCUUGGAUCGCUCCUUUCGAAUACAGUCUUGGGUUACUUUGAGGAUCAAGGAGCCUGGCCGCUAGGGUUUUGGGCGUCUGCAGGGUCUGCUUUUGCUGGUUUAGUACUUUUCUUGACUGGCACGCCAAAGUACCGGCAUUUUACACCUAGAGAAAGCCCUUGGUCUAGAUUCUGCCAAGUCUUGGUUGCUUCAACAAGAAAAGCCAAGAUUGAUGUCAACUAUGAUGAUAUGAAUCUCUAUGAUUCUGAGACUCAAAGAACUGGAGACAAGAAGAUUCUUCACACCAAAGGCUUCAGAUUCUUGGACAGAGCUGCAAUUGUUACACCUGAUGAUGAGGCUGAGAAGGUUGAGAGUGGUUCUACUUAUGAUCCAUGGAGGCUGUGCUCAGUGACACAAGUUGAAGAAGUGAAGUGUGUGUUAAGACUCUUACCAAUCUGGCUCUGCACCAUUCUCUACUCAGUGGUGUUCACCCAAAUGGCUUCACUAUUUGUUGUGCAAGGCGCAGCGAUGAAGACAAACAUCAAAGACUUCAAGAUUCCAGCUUCAAGCAUGUCUACUUUCGACAUUCUCAGCGUUGCCUUCUUCAUCUUCGCUUACAGGCGGUUUCUCGACCCUCUCUUUGCAAGACUCAACAAGAGGGAGCCCAACAAAGGUCUCACUGAGCUUCAGAGAAUGGGGAUAGGUCUCGUGAUUGCGAUAAUGGCCAUGAUAGCAGCAGGAAUCGUGGAGAUUUACAGGCUGAAACACAAGGAAUCGGCUUCAAACUCGAGCUCGUUGAGCAUAUUUUGGCAGGUUCCUCAGUACAUGAUGAUAGGUGCAUCAGAAGUGUUCAUGUACGUUGGCCAGCUUGAGUUUUUCAAUAGCCAAGCUCCAACAGGGUUAAAGAGCUUUGCAAGUGCUUUAUGUAUGGCUUCAAUAUCGCUUGGAAACUAUGUAAGCAGUCUUCUAGUUUCCAUUGUCAUGAAGAUCUCUACAAGAGAUGAUAUGCCUGGUUGGAUCCCUGGGAAUCUCAAUAAAGGACACUUGGACAGAUUCUACUUUCUUCUAGCUGGUCUAACCGCAGCUGAUUUUGUGGUUUAUCUGAUUUGCGCGAAAUGGUAUAAGUAUAUAAAGUCUGAAGCAAGUUUCUCUGAGUCCAUGUCUGAAGAGGAAGUCUGA